GCGGUAGGACUCGAACCUUCUUCUCGUUGAUAUUUUGAGCCUGCGUGAGUUCGACGCAGUAAAAGAAGCUGAAGAGGGAGAGGAGGAGGAGAUGUGCUUGGUGUUCGUGUGCGACGAGGAGGAGAGGGUGUUGGGGAGCUACCAAGCGCCGGGGAGCUGCCCCUUCUGUGGCGGCGCCGUCGUCGCCACCGACGUCGAGAGCGCGUGGAGGCUCUGCUUCCUACCCGUCUACUUCCACACCAAGCGCCGCUUCCACUGCGCCAGCCCCCUCUGCGCUCGCCGCUUGGUCGCCUACCGUCCUUAACCAGUCGUUAUGUGUACUGUAAUCAAAGUCCCCUGUUGAUCAUGUAAUUUAAAAAUACUGCAAAAUAAUAGUAAGGAAGAAAACGCCGUGGACGUGCUUUUCCGGUUGAAA
This is a messenger RNA of Zingiber officinale, 415 nucleotides long. RefSeq lists its product as uncharacterized. The record is from RefSeq and is a predicted model, not a curated record. The coding region runs from base 92 to 304 and encodes 70 amino acids. The transcript has a single exon. NCBI's taxonomy places the organism in Eukaryota, Viridiplantae, Streptophyta, Magnoliopsida, Zingiberales, Zingiberaceae.